This is a messenger RNA of Castor canadensis (American beaver), 1481 nucleotides long. RefSeq names its product joining chain of multimeric IgA and IgM (gene Jchain). Lineage: Eukaryota; Metazoa; Chordata; Mammalia; Rodentia; Castoridae. The record is from RefSeq and is a predicted model, not a curated record. Gene Ontology annotation, molecular function: immunoglobulin receptor binding. Gene Ontology annotation, biological process: humoral immune response. Gene Ontology annotation, cellular component: pentameric IgM immunoglobulin complex.
CCCAGCUACAGCUAGCUGACGCCACGUUUUGGGUGUGAGGCGGCAGAGCGAGAGCGCAGGCGCGGCCUCCGGACGGGCGUUAGCAGUUCGCACCUUGGUGCCCGCGGGGCCAGUGACCUCUCCACAGAGAUUUGUAGAGCCGUGUGACCUGGGGCGGGAUGGGAGGCCGAGCCCCGCUGUGUGGUUCGACUUUUCCCCCAGGAACUCCAGUAGGUCGCGGCGGUCUGUUUCCUUGGCCAGGGGAAAAGCCACUGCGCUUUCUUUGUGCUGGAAAAGCCCAAGAUGAAGAGGAAAGGACUGUUCUUGCUGACAACAAAUGUAAGUGUGCCCGUGUUACCUCCAGGAUCAUCCGUUCUACUGAAGAUCCUAAUGAGGACAUUGUGGAGAGAAAUAUCCGAAUUAUUGUUCCUCUGAACAGCAGGGAGAAUAUCUCUGAUCCCACCUCACCAUUAAGAACCAAAUUUGUGUACCAUUUGUCUGAUCUCUGUAAAAAAUGUGAUCCCACAGAAGUGGAGUUGGAUAAUCAGGUAGUUACUGCGACCCAGAGCAAUAUCUGUGAUGAAGACAGUGCUACAGAGACCUGCUAUACUUAUGACAGAAACAAGUGCUAUACAACUAUGGUCCCACUUACAUAUAAUGGUGAGACCAAAAUGGUGCGAACAGCCUUAACCCCGGAUUCCUGUUAUCCUGACUAAUUUAAGUCAUUGCUGAUUGAGCAACAUUUUUUUUUUUCAUCUUGAGAGGCUCUCCAUUUUGAUCCAAAAAGUUAGUAUGAAUUAUACUAACUUGGUAUUUGAAACCAAGAUUUUUUUGGAUGAUGUGAAACUAACUUCCCCCCAAGUAAUUGAAAUAGUAACAUUGUUAUUUUUAUUAGGUAAUUACUUAUUAACUCUUAAGUAUUAAUAUUACCAUGCCUGGAGGGUUGUGCUUACUUAAGAGUAUUGUUUCUAACAUUUUAAAAAAUAGAGUAGCAGAGAAAACAAAGUUCAAAGAGUAAAAAUAAGGAGGGAUAGUUGAAUUAAAUACUUAAAAAAUUUUUUUUUGCUUUGCCUUGGAGAGCAAGAGCUUUGCGUACUCUAUACUAUCCUCUUUUUAAAAAUUUUCACUGUGUAGAGAAAAUAUACGUAUAAACACAAGUCAGUUAUAUGUAUUAAUUAGAAAAAUAAGAGAACAUGUUUUAGAACUUUAUAAAAAUAAUUUAAAAUGCUAUCUCUAAUAUUUUUGAAACCAACUUGCUAAAAGCGACAAUUAAAUGCAUAAUUAAAAAUAUAUUUUGACAUAAUACAUAGAAUUGGCAGCAGAUAAUAACAUUUUUCUUUUUUGAUAAAUUUUUUUUGAUAAGCAGGUGUAAGAAAUUCCCAUGGGAAAUCAAUUAUCUUGAAACUGAAUCUAAUGAAAUAUGUAUUCUAAAAUAUGUAUUCUCUAGCACAGUUUGAACAAUUAAAUAGAUUCAUAAGCAUAUAUCUGUGUGAAAUAAUUUA